UUCCUGGACAAGAAGCUGUGUCCAAAUAAAACAACAAGAAUCGGUAAUUAAACUGAUCAAAGUAAACAGUUGAUAGUAAAAAGGAACGAAAGAGGUCAAUUUUACGAGCAAUCAGAAGUUGGCUGCAAAGCACACAAAACACGAACAGAGACGUCCUCGAGACGUUCGCAUGGAAGAACAAAGAAAUAGCCGGACGAAGUGAAGUGGCACUCGUGCUCGACCAGCACAAUUCACUGGUUCGAAAGUUUUCCAAACAGCAUGGCCGGUCAUUGGCUACUCGUUUUGAGUCGCGAUAACCGAUCAAAUACCGCCUCGGCUAUCGCGACAUCUAAUUUUUCGUCGCCGCUUGAAAACCUCAUUCACGUUGCCUAAUCCCCUCGACACGAAGUCGAUUAAUCACGAGGAAAUCUGUUCUUGAAAGCUCUCUAUAAGACUAAAAGAUUUGUUAUUAUCGCGGCUUAAUGAAUAACGCCGGCGAUAGUUGAUUUACUGCAUGUAAGAUUCGGUUUGCUGAAUUAUCGUUCUUAAAGCGAAUUAAAAAGGAGGUCGUUAAUCAAUGUUAUCCUUUAAUUCGAGUAAAUUUGUAAACUAUCGGUACAUGGAUCUAUUCAGAUUAGAUAGAUAAAUAACGAGCUCGACACGUACCGACGAUGUUGCUUUAAUAGCGAACGCUUUAUCCGGCUGAUUUAUAAAACGUUGGGUCGCGCGGCGAUGCAAUUUUAUCGGCGAGUUAUUUCACGCAAACGGUCGAUUUCUCGGAAAUCCAGGCCGUGCCUUAAUACUUGGGUGGUUAAUCGUGCGCGAUGCAAUAAUUCUGGCCGUAACGUUCGUGUCAUCCCAUCUCCCUCGCGACGGAACACGCGUGAAACGCGGAGCGCGCGCGUAAAACGGAAAAAUAAAGCAACGCGGAACGGACGUCGCGACGUGUCCGGCAUGCAAAUGCGAUGUAAUUCCACAGCGUCAAUUAACAUCGCGCGAGAAAUGAAUCGCAACGUACGGAUACCACGAGAAAACGUGCCACGGCUCGAAGUAGCUCGCUUGGCAAACGACGAGUAAUGUUACGACUACCCGUCCGACGAUUUGCGGUUUCAGACGCAACGCGUACAUAGUUGGAUCUACGCGCGGCUUCUUGAAUUAAGUUCUGAUUGCUUGCUUUAUGAAUAAACAACAGGUUCAACUACCGUUCAGAGUAAGUCUCCGUUCACGGCCAUUCUAUGUUUCGGCCAGUCGAUCGACCCCUAAGUUUCAGGCAGCGCGCCAGCGACUGGAUCUAUAAGAUGUUAUUUCUCUGGUCGAGGGAGCCAGCCCCGGGACCAAGAGCCGGCCCCUGGUUUGCAUGGUUCGCCACAGCUCUACUUCUCUGGCGUUGUCGACGAAGCGUCGCCAAGACGAUCCUAGCCGUAUCGCCGUUAAGAUUGCUGAAGAAACGCAACCUUCUACCAUUGACCAGUUCGAAAGGCUCGUCCACGGCGACACUGACGAAACAACGACAGAGAACAGAAAAUUCGAUAUUGCAACGGAAGCAGCACAGGCACACGGGUAUCAGAACGAAAGUGAAACGGCUAUGUACCGGUGACGGGCCGCACGUGACCAGUUCCACAUUUACAAUCCAGAGCCAGCAAAUUCAUUAUAAAGUGACCAGAAGCGGCAAAAUAUACGGGAAAUAUCCAAACAAGGUCGCCACGCCGGUGACCAACAGCCAGAGAAGCCAUUGAAACGCGACCAUUCCAUUUUCUCCGAUUGUUUAACACCGACGACUCUCGCUUUUGUCCGACCGUGCCCGUUCUCGCAUUAAUCGCGGUUGCUCCUCGCGGACCGAUGUUUCAACUCGAAAAACCACGUGUGCAUGUACGAUACGUAAUCCUGGGUUUGUUCGCCAUAAAGUCAUUUUGUCAAAUGGA
Molecule: messenger RNA, 1901 nt
Organism: Bombus impatiens (common eastern bumble bee)
Lineage: Eukaryota; Metazoa; Arthropoda; Insecta; Hymenoptera; Apidae
Exons: 3
Coding region: 1215-1715 (166 amino acids)
Source: RefSeq, a predicted model, not a curated record